Molecule: messenger RNA, 3210 nt
Organism: Gopherus flavomarginatus (Mexican gopher tortoise)
Lineage: Eukaryota; Metazoa; Chordata; Testudines; Testudinidae
Gene: GMEB1
Product: glucocorticoid modulatory element binding protein 1
Exons: 11
Coding region: 150-2339 (729 amino acids)
Biological process (GO): positive regulation of transcription by RNA polymerase II
Cellular component (GO): nucleus
Molecular function (GO): DNA-binding transcription activator activity, RNA polymerase II-specific; RNA polymerase II cis-regulatory region sequence-specific DNA binding
Source: RefSeq, a predicted model, not a curated record
UUAAGGCAGGCGGCGGCCGGAAGUGCUGGCGACCGAGUGCUGUCGCGAGCGCGCCUGCUGCGCAUGCUCAUUCCUCCCCUCCCCCAGCCUCUGACUCGGCCGUUCGGAGACGCACACUGGCCACCCAGCCCUUUGACUGCAUGUGAGAAAUGGCAAAUGCCGAAGUGAGCGUCCCUGUGGGGGAUGUGGUGGUUGUACCAAGCGAAGGAAAUGAAGGGGAGAACCCGGAAGAUACCAAAACCCAAGUGAUACUACAGCUACAGCCAGUGCAGCAAGGUUUGUUUAUCGAUGGACACUUUUACAACAGGAUUUACGAAGAGGGCUCUGAGACCAGUGCCGCUGUGGUGGCUGUAGAAACACAUACCAUACACAAACUAGAAGAAGGGAUUGACCCCAGCACCAUUGAAACCAACGAGGAAAUUGAGAUUGCCUACCCCAUCACCUGUGGGGAGAGCAAAGCCAUUCUCCUCUGGAAGAAGUUUGUCUGUCCAGGAAUUAACGUCAAGUGUGUCAAGUUUAAUGACCAGUUGAUCAGCCCUAAGCACUUUGUUCAUUUGGCUGGCAAGUCUACCCUGAAGGACUGGAAGAGAGCCAUUCGCCUUGGAGGAAUCAUGUUGAGGAAGAUGAUGGACUCUGGGCAAAUCGACUUCUACCAGCACGACAAGGUUUGCACCAACACCUGUCGAAGCACCAAAUUUGAUCUCCUGAUCAGCAGUGCCAGAGCACCGGUGCCAGGGCAGCAGACAAGUGUGGUGCAGACGCCCACAUCAGCUGAUGGGAGCAUCACCCAAAUCGCAUUGUCCGAGGAGAGCAUGGAGGAAGGGAUUGAAUGGAACUCUGCUCUGACAGCUGCUGUCACCAUGGCCACUGAGGAGGGCAUCAAGAAGGACACAGAGGAGAUUUCGGAGGACACGCUGAUGUUCUGGAAAGGAAUAGCCGACGUGGGGCUGAUGGAAGAGGUCGUCUGCAACAUCCAGAAAGAGAUAGAAGAGGUGCUGAAAGGUGUCCAGCAGAGGCUCGGCCAGUCUCCCUUCCAGAUCACAGAUGCUGCAGUCCUGAAUAAUGUGGCCCACACUUUUGGCUUGAUGGACACAGUCAAGAAAGUUUUGGACAACAGGAAAAGCCAAACAGAGCAGGGAGAAGAGCAGUUUCUUUAUACUUUAGCAGACCUGGAACGCCAGCUGGAGGAGCAGAAGAAGCUCGCCAGGGAUCAGAAGAUAAAGUCUCAGACGAUCCAGAACGUGGUGCUGAUGCCAGUCAGUGCUCCAAAACCCCCUAAGAGACCUCGUCUGCAGCGCCCAGCCUCAGCCACAGUCUUGAGUCCCUCCACCCCCGUCCAGCAGCCUCAGUUCACAGUCAUCUCACCCAUUGCCAUUGCCCCUAUGGGACAGCAGUUCUCAGUGGGCAACAUUCCGGUGGCAACCAUCAGCCAGGGAUCCAGCCCAGUGACUCUCCACACCUUGCCAUCCUCACAGCUCUUCCGAUAUGCCACCGUGGUGUCUUCCUCCAAGUCCAGUUCAUCUGACACUGUAACCCUUCAUCCGUCCUCGAGCUUGGCCCUGCUGAGCUCAGCUGCGAUGCAGGACAGCGGUGGCCUGGCUAACGUGGCCACAGUGGUGAACCCUGUGGAACUGGUGGCCAUGGAGUCUGGCCUGACCUCUACCAUCCAAGCUGUUGAGGGCACCUCAGAAGAUGGACAGACCAUCAUAGAGAUAGACCCAGCACCAGAUCCUGAAGCAGAGACUGAGGAAUCAGAGGGCAAAGCUGUGAUUCUGGAAACUGAGCUGAGGACAGAGGAGAAAGUGAUGGCAGAGGUUGAGGACCAUCAGCACCAGUCCAAAAACGGAAAAAGCUGGAGAAACACGGAGAGGCCCAAGAAAAGGCUCCAUCUCUGUGGAGUGAUGGACAAAAUCAACCAUUUCUGCAGGGAGGAAGGAGGAGUGAUUCUGCAGACCAGAAGAGGAGAGCACCUCUCCUUCCUGAGCGUGCACAGUGAUACAGUCCAUAUUCUUGUUUAUGCCCAGGCCUGGUCAUUGCUAGGACUAUUUUAUUUGAGAGAGACUCUCUGGCCAGUCACUGGAGCACUGAUCUUACUGCUGGAAGGGGUUGAUUAUUGCUUUGGGGGAAACAGGUACCUCAUUUUUAUUUUUUCCCAGGGAAGAGAAUUCUGUCCAACUCCUCAUUAUCAACUAUGCUGGUAUUUUGCUUUUGGCAAGGAAGCAGCAACCCUGACUGUAGUGUUCAUUGUCCCCUUUCCCACACCCUGUGGUUUUUUUUGUUUUGUUUUGUUUUGUUUUGCUUUGCUCUCCCUUCCCCUUUCCAGAUCUGUUGGCUGCUAAAGUGCUUAAGCUGCUUUUGGGUUCUGUCACCCAAAUCCUGCUUCUUCCCUUCCUGGUCUUCUCCCUCCCAGGCCUUGUAAGUUUCUUUGCCGCAGGACACUGUUACAAGACACUGCUCGCUUAAGCCUGGUGCAUAAAGGAGAAGAAUCAAUGCACUGGUAAAAACACAGCCCUCCCUUUAGCAUAGCGCUGACCUCCUGGAUAUAUAAAGCGUGUGUUGUGCUGUUGCUUCCUGGGAGAGCUGGACUCCACGGGGCAGGAGCCCCAUCUGUUUAUGCUGCACGCUGGAAACUGUACUUGCUAGUUGCUACAUGUUGGUGUGUGAGUUAUUUUCUUUUUUUCCCUUAAUCUAUUUGCAGGAUUAGAACAGGCAUAUUAUUUUAGCGUUGUGACUGCCUCAGCAUUCCCCCCCAGCCACUUCUUUAGUGGGGGGGCUCUUUUGUUUCUUUGUGGGGCGAGGAAGGCAAGGAGGGAAUCUAUUUUUAGUUCAACUGUUGAAUUAUGGGGAAUUGGGAGGGCUGGGGGAAAUCUGCUUGGUUGAAAUAUUUUAAGCAAAACAGUAACAACAGAAAUAGACCCGGAGUGGGGGGAGGAGGAGGUGUGUGGUUAUUUUAUUUAAAAAAAAAUUUUUUUUUUGCAUUAAAAGGAAAAAUUUAAAUGCAUCUAGAUUAUUAAUGGGAAGGACGACCGGUGAAUUUGUUGUUUGUAUUUUAAUAGCACCUCAAUCCAGAUUGGGGCCCUGUUUUGCCAGGCACUGCGCCUGCACAUAGGAAAUAGUCCAUGAAUAUAGCACUUACACUGUAAACAAAGGAAGGGAGAAAGGAAAUAUUAUUUAUUAAGAGACAGACAUUAAAGGCCUGAUUUUCCACUC